Messenger RNA from Oppiella nova, 1842 nucleotides. Lineage: Eukaryota; Metazoa; Arthropoda; Arachnida; Sarcoptiformes; Oppiidae. The record is from the annotation of a GenBank genome assembly.
UCAGCACAGAAGACAUGUAUUCACAAAGACAUCCCAAACUCAGACUGGGUUUGUGUCUGUAAUAACACAUAUUGUGAUGAAUUGCCACCCAUUUCACGGCCAACAGCGCCGGGAGUUGUAUUAGUCUACGAGAGCAACAAAUCCGGCGAUCGGUUUAAGAGAAAUGAACUGAAUGUGAAUACAAAGGUGUCAUACAAUGGCACCAAACGGCAGACCAUUACUAUUGAUGAGACGCUGCACUACCAGAAGAUAUAUGGUUUCGGGGGUGCCUUCACAGACACCACAGGAAUGCUAUUGAAUUCAAUUAACUACUCGUUGGCCAUCAAUAUAAUCGACGGCUAUUUCUCGGGUAAUGGUAUUGAGUACUCGUUCGGAAGGGUUCCCAUCUCUGGCACCGACUAUUCUGUGCGNUAUUGUGAUGAAUUGCCACCCAUUUCACGGCCAACAGCGCCGGGAGUUGUAUUAGUCUACGAGAGCAACAAAUCCGGCGAUCGGUUUAAGAGAAGUGAACUGAAUGUCAAUACAAAGGUGUCAUACAAUGGCACCAAACGGCAGACCAUUACUAUUGAUGAGACGCUGCACUACCAGAAGAUAUAUGGUUUCGGGGGUGCCUUCACAGACACCACAGGAAUGCUAUUGAAUUCAAUUAACUACUCGUUGGCCAUCAAUAUAAUCGACGGCUAUUUCUCGGGUAAUGGUAUUGAGUACUCGUUCGGAAGGGUUCCCAUCUCUGGCACCGACUAUUCUGUGCGCCCCUACACUUACGAUGACUUUGCAAACGACACCGAUUUGACUCGUUUUUCAUUGCAAUACGAGGAUUACGUCUGGAAGAUACCAUACAUUAAAUUAGCCCAAAAGGCGAGUCCCCAUCGCAUCAAACUGAUCGCCACCUCUUGGAGCCCUCCCUCUUGGAUGAAGACCACGGAAAGGAUCAAAGUAUUCGCUCCUCUAAAAGGACAACCGGGCGGACAGUACUACCAAAUUCUGGCCAAUUAUUUAGUAAAAUUUCUAGAGGCGUACCGAGAGAAUGGGGUCACAUUAUGGGGCCUAACCGUGCAAAAUGAGCCAGUUCAGGACCACGGCAUCAAUGGACUCAAUAUGUCGGCCGAACAGGAAAGGGAUUUCAUAAAAUUACAUUUAGGACCGACACUACAGAGGGCCGGCUAUGGUAGGGAUAAACUAAAACUAUUGAUGUUUGACGACACGUCCCCUCAUUUGCGCGAAUACGUGGACACGAUUCUCGUGGACAGGGAGUCCGCCAAAUAUAUAUCGGGAAUAGCGAUGCACUGGUACUACAACCAAAUGAUGGGUCCCUUUCCCGACUUACUACUGGACUAUAUUUACCAGAAUUAUCCGGAAUUCUUUGUCAUCAAUACAGAGGCCUGUAGUCUGACGGGUGCUAUGAAUGGGAACUGGAUUUACGCCGAGAACUAUGCCUUUGAUAUCAUUAGAGAUAUGAACCAUUGGGUGAGGGGUUGGUUGGAGUGGAAUAUGGCUCUGGAUAUGAGGGGAGGGCCCACUUGGAUGCCUAAACACGGUUGCGGUGGACCCGUGUAUGUGGAUGUAGGGGCUGGUGAGGCGUACAAGCAGCCCACGUACUAUGCCCUUGCUCACUUCGCCAAAUUCAUUUCACCCGAUUCUGUGCGCAUAAGCCAUACAUUGAGCGAUAGGUCAGUGAAAGGGUUGUCCGUAUUGACUGCCAAACGGGUGGACAAUGGAGUGGUAGUGACGGCACUGAACAGUGCGGACGAAGACAUAGUAUUACAUAUGAAUGACACGACAAGUGGCCAACACUUCCAACACAUAAUUACCGCACAUUCCAUACAAUCGUAUAUUUGGUGG